CAUGCACGACCCCAAGCAAACAACUUCUCCUCGACCCUCAAAAGUGAACGCAGAGACUCGACAAGUAGAAAAGGAGAUGGAAGAGAGGGAAGAACGGCAGCGCGAGCAAGCAUCGGCCGGAGAAAGUGCGAGACCAAGUAAUUGGCCGAGUGCUCCCGCGACGUGGUUGGAAUUACCUGAACUCACAUCCCGCACUUGCAGCUUGCCAUCGACCACGGGCCAGUCAAGUACCCGGGUAUCCUGUUCGAGGGAGGCAG
Messenger RNA from Penicillium egyptiacum, 257 nucleotides. The record is from the annotation of a GenBank genome assembly. NCBI's taxonomy places the organism in Eukaryota, Fungi, Ascomycota, Eurotiomycetes, Eurotiales, Aspergillaceae.